Messenger RNA from Columba livia (rock pigeon), 3207 nucleotides. RefSeq names its product tripartite motif containing 59 (gene TRIM59). The record is from RefSeq and is a predicted model, not a curated record. Gene Ontology annotation, biological process: innate immune response; negative regulation of canonical NF-kappaB signal transduction. The transcript is spliced from 2 exons. NCBI's taxonomy places the organism in Eukaryota, Metazoa, Chordata, Aves, Columbiformes, Columbidae. Bases 320 to 1546 code for a protein of 408 amino acids. Gene Ontology annotation, molecular function: zinc ion binding; ubiquitin protein ligase activity.
UAAAGUUAAUCCGGUAGUAUAAACUACUCCAGGUAGGAUUUUUAUUCCAAGUAGCAGCUGCCCUGUGUUUUAGGAUGUUAGGGUUGGAUGGGCUGACUUAGGAGUAGUUCUGUGGAGGGAAGAACAGUAUUUGGAAACCAAAGGGAGAGCUUGGGAGAAGUUGAACCUGUUUCUUUCUCUCCCACUACUGGAAGUGGAUUUGUGAGGCCUUUCAGCACAGGAGUGACGGUUGCUGGACGUGUGGAGCCUCGACCAGAGACGUACCUUGGUCUGUCUUCAUGGGACUGUCUCUUCUGCUGGAUCACAAGCAUUCCCAGACAUGCAUCACUUUGAGGAAGAAUUAACGUGUUCCAUUUGCUAUAGCAUAUUUGAAGAUCCCCGCGUUCUGCCCUGUUCCCACACGUUCUGUAGGAAUUGUCUGGAAGGCGUUAUUCAUCUCUCGAGCAACUUUUCCAUUUGGAGACCCCUGAGAGUUCCUCUCAAGUGUCCUACGUGUAGGAGUAUUGUUGAAAUUCCCACCUCUGGUAUCGAAUCGUUGCCUAUUAACUUUGCGUUGAAAGCGAUUAUUGAAAAAUACCAACAGGAGGAUCCCUCUGAUGUUGCCACCUGCAGUGAACACUACAGGCAACCGCUGAACGUUUACUGCGUUUUGGAUAAAAAGCUGGUGUGUGGCCAUUGCCUGACCAUAGGAAAACACAACGGGCACCCCAUAGAUGACCUGCAAAGCGCCUUCCUGAAGGAAAAGGUGACUUCUGGAAAACUUGUGGAGCAGCUGACGGAUAAACACUGGACUGAUGUGUGUCUGCUUAUGGAAAAGCUGAAAGAACAGAAGUCCCAGUGUGAAAACGUCGUUCAGGAUGAUAAAAAAGCAGUGGUACAGUAUUUUAAGAAGCUUAGUGACACCUUGGAGCACAAAAAACAAGCUCUGCUGACUGCACUAGAUGAAGUUAACACUCACAUUUUGGAGGAAUAUGAACCUCUCAUUGAGAAGUUGAAAAAAAUAAGGGAACAACAGCUGGAAUUAAUGUCACUGAAUACAUGUAUUCAAAAAGAAGAGUCCCCGCUUGCUUUUCUCGAGAAGGUGGAUGAUCUGCGUCAACGUAUAAAAGCUUUGAAACAGCAGCAGCUGCCGGAUGUUAAACCUAUGGAGGUUUAUCCGAGGAUUGAGCACCUGUUGAAAGAUGUGUGGUCUAAAACUGAAAUCAGGCAGAUCAACAAGAUCCUCACUCCAAAAAUAAAACUGAUUCCAAAAAGGAAGUUACACAACCAAGGCAGCGGAAAGGAAGGGAGAGAAUCUCAAGAACAACACCAGGAUGUAUAUGCUUUCACAGUCCCGCUUCUUUUUUUUAUCAUCAUCGUGGUAACUGUGUUUUCCUUUCACAAACCAGUAUUUGCACUUGAUAUAAAAGCUACUUCCGCUUACUUUUCAGAGUUUUUGCUGCUUAUUUAUCAAGAUUUCUGCACCUAUUUGCAGAAUAUGGAGGAUGUGCUGUCCCAUAAAUUUAAUUUACUGAUCGAGUUUUUCAGGAGAAUUGUUUCUCGUUGACUGUAUCAACAAUUGGAUUAAAAGCUAGUGUAGGAAUCCCCAGGAUUUUUUGUUUCAUUUUCUACUUCAAAGCUGGACUGCUAAAGUUCAACCCUUUUCCUUCCUAUUUCCAUAUCCUUCUGUUUUCUGUAUUGUAUAGAUUUGCUCUUAUGUAACUCUUAGUUAACUGGGAAGAUUAACAAGAUUCUGCUCAAUGUGGUAUGGUAGGUGUGUUUGUUUAAACUGGAGCUACCCAGAAAUGUCUGCACACAAAGAGUGUAAUCAGUUUAUUAAUUGUAAUUUGGAAGCCUAUUUGUCAAAACACCUCAAAUAUCAACUGACUUUCUUUAUCUUUUUGGUAUUUUGUGUUUUAUUGACCUCUCUCUCAAUGUAUUUUAACCAAUACACCUGUGGCCUUUAAAUCAUAUAUUCAUGGCCCUGUGUUUUCGUUUGUUCCUGGUUAGUAGUGGAUGACAUCACUUCAUUUUUUGAAUAACGUGUUUCAAAUGGUUCUCUCCUGUUACAGAGCAGUAGCUGUAGGGUUUCUGGGGAAGUAUUGCAUAAUUUUUUUAGCACUAGCUGUGCACAAAUCAGGUGUUUGUUUAGUCUGGCUGGGAGCUCUCACUGCUGACUACAAUGAGCCCUGACUAUUUGCUGAAUUAUUUAAUGUGUAGUGAAAACAGAGACAUACUGUAGUAAGUGGCAAAACUCACACUGAAGUCAGUGGUAUAAGGAUUUCCAGUGUCAAGAGCUGUUAAAACAACUUGAUGGUGAAUGUAAAUGUAAAUUUAUAUUUACCUUUUCAGCACAGAGAUCUUGACCUUGUUACAGAUCACUAACACUGUUCACUACUGGUGUGAUGCUCCAGUCUGAACUGCGCUGGGGAGUGAAAUCCCCAUUGAACGCCGGUUUUGUUCCCCAGUUACUAACAGGCUGGUUGCAGUGAGUACUGGGACAGCCUUGGGGAGCUGCAGGUACGAUAGCAGAACACAGGUGAGCUUACAGUUCAAUAAAGCACCAAAUAUGACUAUUUGCUAUAUGUACUUGUACUUGACUUGAUAAAAACAAUAGCAUAUUCUAGCAGAGCAGCAUUUCCUGGCUGGUUUUAUCUUUUUUUUUAUUUGUAUGUAGUAUUGUUUUAUUUUUAACUAAGAUUAAACAAUGAUUAAUCCUGAGGCCAACCUUUAGCUACUCGGUAUUUUAAACCCUUGUGUGAACCAAAACGUGCCUGUUACUACCAGCAGGCACUAGCGGGGCCCUGCAAAAUACCUGUUGCUGCCAGACUGCAGUGAGAGCUGAGAGCAAGGGCAGGCCUCGGAUGUGAUGCUGACACCUUCCUAAAUGAAGAAAUUAAUAACAUUAUUGAUAUCUUAAUAUUGCCAUAUUGAUAAACACCGGGCAGUGUCUUACGCCCUGUUAGAAGGCCGUCACUUGGCACGUAAGGCUCUCCAAACCUGGUGCCAGUGUCUAUCCGCUAACACACGAGGCUCUUUUAUUUUUACUUUCCUUUUUAUUUUUCUGACUUUUAAAAACUAUUAGAGUUUAUAUAUACCUGUAGUCUUGAAAAAUAAAAUGGCAUUAUAAAAUGUCUUUACCACUGAUUGAAAUGUUUAGUACUUGUACUUAUAAUGCACUCUAUAUUUUAAUAAACUUGCAUACAAAUAAAAUAUAUUCUUACAGUA